Messenger RNA from Sphenostylis stenocarpa, 1122 nucleotides. NCBI's taxonomy places the organism in Eukaryota, Viridiplantae, Streptophyta, Magnoliopsida, Fabales, Fabaceae. The record is from the annotation of a GenBank genome assembly.
AUGGCAAGGAUCUUCCUAAUCUCUCUUCCCCUAGUGCUCUUGCUCCUUGCUCCUUCCGAGGCUGCUGAAGAACCUUCCCACAAACCGUCAUCAGAAUUUAAAACUCUGUUUCCGCUUCUCGGCCGCCAUGAGGAUUCGAACACGGUACUAAGUGGCAAUGUACCGGAGGACCAAAAUACACUCAAAGAACGAACUCCCGGCAAACUCAAAAAAGAUUUCUACAGAAAAACUUGCCCGAAUGUAGAAAAAAUAGUCACCAAAACGUUUUCCAAGAUCGUUAAGGAGAAUCCUGGCGCAAUCGGUCACAUGCUUCGCCUUCAAUUCCAUGACUGCUUCGUCAAUGGAUGCGAUGCAUCGAUCUUGUUGGAUUUCACACCAACAGGUGACACUGUGGAGAAAAGUUCAAUGUUCAAUGGUCUCCUCCUGAAAGGGGCUGAUAUAAUAGAUGACGUAAAGACAAAGGUGGAGGAGGAGUGUCCUGAAACCGUCUCAUGUGCUGACAUAAUGGUAUUUACAACAUACGAAGCAAUGUCAUUGGCGGGUUUGCCUGGUCAGAAGCCCCUUGGUGGUCGUAGAGAUUCACUUAUUUCCCUUGCAACCAUAGCAGAAGAGAACAACCUUCCUCGGCCAGACUGGAGUAUGGAUCAAAUCAUGGAACUCUUUGGCAGGAAAGGCUUCAACGUAGAAGAAACGGUGGUGUUGCUUGGUGGACAUUCUGUUGGCGUUUGUCAUUGCGACGCCUUCAUGGAAAGGGCGAACAACUUCAAUGGGACUGGGAAACCUGACCCUAUCCUCCCUGCAAAUGUGAUUGAGGAAAUAAAAAAAUCAUGUCCUAACGCUGGGACAAACCUGUAUAGGAACCCCCCAGUGAACUUUGAUGCCACACCAACUGUUCUUGAUAACCUCUUCUUCAAGGAUUUGGUGGAAAAAAGGAGAGCUUUGAUCCUUACCGAUUCAUAUCUGUAUGAGGAUGCCAGAACUAGACCAAUUGUCGAACAGAUGGCAGCCGACCAUACCCUGUUUCCCAAUAGGUUUCCUGAGGUCAUGGCUAAGCUCACUGCUUUGGAUGUGCUCACAGGGACUGAAGGUGAUGUGAGGAAGAUUUGUAGGUCCCUCAAUUAA